Molecule: messenger RNA, 1458 nt
Organism: Blumeria graminis f. sp. triticale
Lineage: Eukaryota; Fungi; Ascomycota; Leotiomycetes; Helotiales; Erysiphaceae
Source: the annotation of a GenBank genome assembly
AUGCCCCCGACAUCACAACAGCGCUAUGUUAGCGGUGCAAGUAGCUUAUCCCAACACUAUCAGCCAUAUGCUUCCCAUCAGCCAGGACAUACAAUUGGCCUUACACCACCAUCAUUGGGAAGCAUGAAUGUAAACUCAAUGAAUAACGCAUUCUCUGUGAACGGAAACGCUCUGAGCUUAUCUGCUGGAUUUGGAGGUUCCGCAUUAGGUAUACCUGGGGGAACAGGCUUAGGGAGUCAAGCAGCACAAAUGAGUUUCAACAGUCUAGGUAUGCAUCAACAACACAAUGGAACUGGCGAGUUGGGGCCAAGAACAAAUGGAGGUAAAAAUAGAAUCCGAGAUGUAUGGGCUGGAAAUUUGUACGAAGAGAUGGAACUUUUACGUCGAGUGGCUGUUGGCUGUCCAUAUGUCGCUAUGAAUGCCGAAUUCCCAGGUGUUGUUGCACGUCCGAUGGGUACUUUCAAUGGUCGAAGUGACUACCAUUAUCAAUGUAUGAGAUGCAAUGUCGACCUAAUAAGUAUGUACCAACUUGGCAUUUCGCUUUUCACCGAAGAUGGUGAAUCACCACCUGCAACAAUCCAACCUUUGGAUUUAGGAUAUGAUUCGUCAGAGGCGCGAAAAUUUGGGACCAUGAUUAGUAUACCGACAACGUGGCAAUUUCAUUUCCGGUUUUCAUUAAAGGUAGACAUGUACUCGGAAAUUUCAAUUGAAUCUUCGCGGCAAGCAGGAAUAGAUGUACCGCGAAUGGAAAAUGAAGGUAUCGAUCCAUUAAUAUUUGGUUCUCUUCUCAUGACAUCCGGACUAGUGUGCGAUGAGGAUGUGCAUUGGCUCGCUUGUCAUGGAGCGUAUGACCUUGGACAUCUUACAAAGAUUCUAUCUGUUCUACCAUUACCUGACGAUGAGACUGGGUUUGAUACAAUAAUGAAGAAAUUUUUUCCUAGUAUAUUUGAUAUAAAAUAUCUGGUAAAAGAAGCUGUCAGGCGUCAUCAACUCGGACAACUUACUCCACUGGAUUCUGCCAGCAAUGAACUUAUGUCUAAACUAGAAUCAAAGCCAGGGCUUGAUCACCUAGCAGAAUGUCUGAAGAUAAAACGAGUUGGACCGCAACAUCAGGCUGGCUCCAACUCCUUACUCACUGGUCGACUUUUCUUCAAAAUUCGCGAAAGUUUCUAUGGUGGGGAGGUGAGUGAAGAUGUAGGCGGUAAGAUGUACGGUAUCGGAAAUCCUGAAAAUAAGACACAAAUUUCCGGUAAUCAACCUAAUCCUCAACAGAUCAAUCAGGAUAACUUACCCUCUGGUACAAAUAACUUGCCCAACGGAACCCCUAGUACCCCUAAUUCAGGAAGUGCUGGUCUAGCCCAGACACCUGGUCACAAUAUCCAUGGUGGUAAUACAGGUCCCCUAACGCCGGGAGGCGCAGGUGGCGUUUUUGGUGCAUUCCAAUAUAACGGUAAAUAA